AAACACGACAAACAUGAAGAUAUCUCGGAGUCCGACCACAACCUCUUUGGAUGAAUACGAGCUCAUGUCUGACGCCAAGUAUCGUAAAUAUGUUCAGGAGAUCGACAGAGCGUUGAAGGGCUUUGAAUACACGUCCGAAUGGGCAGAUCUGGUGAACGCUCUGGGAAAACUGAACAAGGUGCUGUUAAAUAACGUGAAGUACAGUGUAAUCCCCCGCCGAUUCACUGUUGGCCAGCGUUUGGCGCAAACCAUGCAUCCGGCCCUCCCAUCGGGCGUCCAUUUGAAAGCGUUGGAAACCUAUGAUCUCAUAUUUAAAUGUAUUGGAACCGACCGAUUAAUCCAAGAGUUGAGCAUUUACUCCAAUGGUCUGUUCCCGUUGUUGAGUCACGCGGCCAUUAAUGUGAAGCCAUCACUACUCGAGAUCUACGAGAAGCACUUUAUACCUCUCGGGCCGCGUCUGAAG
Medioppia subpectinata is the source of this 463-nucleotide messenger RNA. NCBI's taxonomy places the organism in Eukaryota, Metazoa, Arthropoda, Arachnida, Sarcoptiformes, Oppiidae. The record is from the annotation of a GenBank genome assembly.